Messenger RNA from Colletotrichum acutatum, 1384 nucleotides. RefSeq lists its product as uncharacterized. Bases 364 to 1071 code for a protein of 235 amino acids. The record is from RefSeq and is a predicted model, not a curated record. Lineage: Eukaryota; Fungi; Ascomycota; Sordariomycetes; Glomerellales; Glomerellaceae. The transcript has a single exon.
CGUGAUGUAUCAGUCAGCAUCAACGACUCUCACUAGCAACUGAACAACUAAAUGAAAGAGCCUAUCCCAGCACAGCAAAAGAUACGAUAGGAUGAGAUAUGUCUGCGUGGGGACUGAUGCCCGGUCUUCCGAUUUGGUGGCUGACAACUUUCAAGACCUCACGUGCACCCGGUGCCAAGCUUGCUUGACUUCAUCCAACACCGACCGCACAAACGCUGGGAUCAAAAUGACUACAGGAUAAGAUCAAUCUGGAGAAAUCCGUACACUGUGCGAGCCACCCAAGCAAGCAACGACCUCAUCCGUUCCGUUUCUCAAGGCAGAGCGCAGAGACCACUCCAAGGGGCCAACACAACGUCUCAAGACAUGUCGUGCAUAUCGUCUCGUGAAGGAGUCUGCCGCAUAAUCUCUCGUGCUCCAGCGUAUGAGAAAAAUCGAGAGAACGGAGAGGAGACGAGAAAAAAAGGCUUCUUUUCAGUCUUGACCAGGAGGUGGUCCAUCCGCACCACCCCUCGGACCUUGAGCGACCUCGCGGUAUCGGUACACCCGGAUGAAGGAGCACAGGAAUUCAAGGGGGUUGAGAGAGCGUACGACUUGAGCGAUCGACCCGUGAAUCACGAAAGCGUGAACCAGAUAAAAGCUGGGAAACAGAAAAAAAUGGUCUUCGUCAUCCAUCAGGAACAUCCAUUAGGAUGUCGUAAGGAAUACACACGAGUAACGGCUAAUAAACCGCAUAGAGGGGGGGAAGGGGGUAAGCCCGACGUCUCAAUGCCAUCAUGCCUAAACUCUCCUCCCGGGAUUCCCGCUUCUCGCCUUUUCGCCUCUCUCUUUUCUCGCCGCCUCGCGCCCACCCUCCAAGUCCUUCCUCCUCCCCCGUCGUCCCGACUCGAGAGAACAACAUUACCGGUGGACGGAUCUUGGCCGUCGUCAAAAAGGGUGGGAACAUGGACCACCAACCCAUCCAUCCCUGCCUGCACGGCGUUGCCAACAACGCGGGAGAAAGUCCGGAGGUCGGAGAGGUUACGGUGGGGAGAGAAGAGAGAAAAGAGGAAGAGAAGGACGGCUUACGCAUGAAGCGGUCCGAGUGUCCUGGUGGUCAGAAACAGCCGUAGUUGCGGAAAAGGUUGAACCUUUGCAGUUCAGGCCCAAUGGGGGGUUACUUCUCGGACGGGAAGCAAGGGUGACCAGAGUCUGUUCAGUUCUGGGACUCGAGACAUCUGAGUAGUCUUUUUUCUCGCCUCGUAAUACAGAUCGGGCCGAAGGAUGUUGUAAGCCUCCCGAGGGAGCGAUGUUGGGCUUUUGAUCAAAGUUGGAACAGAUAGACAAUGAUAGAGUGUACUAUCGGGUUUAGAAGAUGGAAAACAUGUCACGAAGGAGGGAGCUCGCA